AUGUCUACUGUGAGAAAUUUAACGGCAGCCUAUACCCUCGAAGUCGAAACCAAUGAAGAAAAAUCUAAGUCGUUGAUCCCAGAAUUACCCGAUGAGAUCACUGAACUGUGUUUGUAUCGUAUUCCGUACCCGUACCAAUCCCAAGUUCGUUCAGUGUCUUCUUCAUGGAACAAAGCCAUUUCUCACCCUUCAUUUCUCUAUACCAAGAAUCAAUUGUCGCUUUCUCUACCUUACUUGUUUGUUUUUGCUUUCCACAAAUCAACGGCUGAGGUCCAAUGGCAAGCGAUGGACGUUAAAUCGGGCCGUUGGUUUGUACUACCUCCAAUGCCAUGCCCCAAGGCUGUGUGCCCACCUAGCUUUGCGUGCGCCUCAAUCCCACAUGAAGGGAAGCUAUAUGUCAUGGGUGGUAUGCGAUCAGACACAGGGUAUACCAUGGGGACCAUGAUCACGUACCGUACGUCGACAAAUCAAUGGUUGGUACCCUCUCCGAUGCGGACCCCACGAGCAUUUUUUAGCGCAGGUAAUAUCAAUGGUAAGAUCAUUGUCGUUGGAGGGAAUGAGAUUGACCUCGACGUUGAAUUGUAUGACCCUGAACAUGACAAGUGGGUGGAGGGUGCUAAAAUGCACUCUAAGUUAGCCAAAUAUGACGCGGUGGUUGUGGGGAGAAAGUUGUACAUUACCGAGGGGUGGACAUGGCCGUUCGUGUUUUCACCACGAGAAGACACAUGGCAAGAGAUGAGUGAUGGGAUGCGAGAGGGUUGGACCAGAAUGGGCAUGGUGAUGGGUGAUAGGAUAUUUGUGAUAUCUGAGCAUUGUGACUGCAGGAUGAAGGUGUACCAUCCUGAUGAGGACACAUGGGAAUUCGUCGAUGGAGAAAGGUUCCCGUGUAAUGCACUCAUGAGGCCGUUUGCUGUGAGUGCAGUGGAGGGAAGGAUAUAUGUGGUGUCUAGUGGAUUGAAUGUGGCAAUUGGAAGGGUGUUUGAAGAGCAAAUGGGGAAGUUCUGGGUGGAUUGGGAGGUUGUGGACGCUCCAGAAGCUUUUCAUGAAUUUUCACCCUCUAACUGUCUGCUUCUUUAUGCCUGA
Ilex paraguariensis (yerba mate) is the source of this 1083-nucleotide messenger RNA. The record is from the annotation of a GenBank genome assembly. Lineage: Eukaryota; Viridiplantae; Streptophyta; Magnoliopsida; Aquifoliales; Aquifoliaceae.